GAUUCCAAAUAUAGCUGCGGGCGUCACAGUGAUGUUGAUGGAUCUCUGUUUUGUGCCUCGGCUUUUCUUUUCUUGUAGUUUCCUUUGAGAAAGUAUUUGUGCAUGAUUUGUCGGGCUUCCACGGUCAAGAACUUUUCCCACCCAUCUCUCCCAUCGGCCUUCUACCAGGGAAUUGUUAUAGUGCAUCCGUUGUCGGUCUACCCGGUAGUUCCGAUCAGCCAGAGUGCAGCCAAUGGGAUUGUACUGCAUAUAAGUGCCUCCUAUGAUAUCGCUACUACCAAGGACUUUGUGGGUGUGUCUUUAAUCAAUGGUGGGGGUGGCAAGGUGACAGAUCUUGAUGGAAAAUCCAAGAUUUUGUGCGAAUGGAUCGAUCCAUUGAAUAAAAAUAUUGGAGAAUACAUAAUCAUCCGUCGAUAUUGACUAUUGCAGGAAAGCAGAUCUUGUGAAGUUUUCUUCAUGAUUUUGCAAAGUUUGGUAUGCUGUCAAAAACAGAAAUGCUGUGAUUGUAGAAGCAGUCGCCUGGAAAAACUCGUCAAUGCCAUCGCGGAGAUGAUUGUAAAGUCACAGAAUUGGAUAACUGCUUCUCAACGAGACCUACCUUCAUGUUGCUUCUUUGCUGAUGUGCGUUGAUAAUGAUGGAUGUAGAAUUAAAGGCCAGAGGCAUUCUACAACAAUGAUGAUGAUGCUCAGACCAUAUGGGUGGAGGCUAUUGAUAUCUUAGCCUUGGACAUGCAUUGAUGAUUCAAUCAUGAGGCUGUUGCUAUCUAAUUCAAUCAAUGAAUUAUCCUGCAUAACCCAAAGAUAUUCACAAUGCCAGUUGUGUUUUCAAGCCUCAAAGCAAAAUGUAUUAUGCAAUAAGACUAAUCAUACCAUCUACCUGGAGCUGAAAAUAUGAUUAACUCUGGCUGUCAGCUUCUACAAAAGAAGUUUGAUAGUUGAAGAAAUUAGAGCCCGAUACUUCUGCUGUCAUGGAUGAUCUUUAGAAUGAAACUCAAAGAAACUCUUUUCUUGUGUGGUAGAUUUCAUUGAUGCUUGAAUAAUAUGGCUGUUUGAAAUAAAUGCAAUUCUUAAGAAAUGGUUUGCAAAGGAAUACAUAGAUGAGCAAUAUCAUAUGACUAUAGUUAUGAACUUGCAAAAGAGUAAUCUCGCUCUCAGAACAAUUGAAAGAUGAUUCUUGUACAGUGUACAUCUGUUAUCUGUAUACGUCUGUGUUAAAGAUGGAUUUUAGUCAUCAAAGUUCCUCAAAGAUUUAUGAAAGACUAAUUGCACUAUGUUAGAGGAAGGAAAGGAGAGAAGAACUGAAGGCUCAUCAGAGGAGGAAGAGGAUGAAGAAGAGGAAGGGGUCUCGAGAGAGAUCGAGGGAACGGUGCGCGACUUUGCGAGUCUCGUUCUCGAAAUCGUACGGUCAAGAGAAUUCAAUGACUUCCUUGGGAAAUGCUUAGAGAAGAAUCCAGAGAAGAGACCUUCUGCAGUUGAUCUACUCAAGCAUCCGUGGGUCAAUGAUGUCACAGACACCAAACCCAUCAAGGACCUGCUUGCGGAAGCAAAAGCCGAUGUCUUUGAGGAACUUCAAGAUCUGCCUGACGAUCAUAUUGAGAGAAGAGAUUCUAUUGAUACCACAAGUCUAGGAAGUCUGGACACAUCGUUUACAGCUCCAUCUACACCUUCGACACCUCCAACAAACAUCAAGAAGGAAGCUCAAAAGUUGGCAGAGGAGCUCAAUGACGUCAAUCAGAAUGGAGACAAGAGCAUCACUGCAAACGGAGGUAACACCAAUCACAACAUUCCUAACGGCAGGAGCAACAGUGAGAAAUCGGGUGAAACGGUACGUGAUGACACGCCCCCCAACACCAACCAUGAAGACAAUCAAAGGGUGUUUGAUAAUGAUAGUGAUAAUAAGAAAAUAGAAAUACAUGUAGAGACGGUGGAAGGGGACAAGGGGAAGGGGGAAGAAUUGAACAAUGAGAAGAAAGAGGAAGGGAAGGACAAUAAGGUUGAAGAUAGGGAAAAGGAGGAUAGUAAAGAAGAGGGUUAUGUUUCAAAUCAUCUCGGGGAAGGGGAUGAACAAUCGAAGGAGAAUGAUACCAAAGAGAUCAAAAGGGAAGGGGUCGGGAAGAUAGAUGAAGGGGGACAGGUGGAUGAAGGAGUCUUCGGGGAGACAGAGGAGGGCGAAGCCCCGUUGAAGAAGCAAAUGAUGAACGGUGACGUGAUCGAAGUCAAGAAGGAGCGCCCGCCGUCGCUCGAGAUCAAGAACGGAAACUUCCCGUUGGUGACAUCGUCCGGGAAGGAUUCAGUGGUCAGCAGGAAGAGUAUGGAUCGGUGCUCGGAUGCGGGCAGCGUGAUGACCAUCGACAGUGUGGAGAGCAUGGACCCGCCCCAGACCCCGUCUGAGACCAAGAAGAACCAUGAGGAGAAGGUCCAUUAUAAGACCCUGAAGAAGACCAGGAAGUUUGUCCUUGAUGGAAAGGUUGUGACCUUGACAACCUCAAAGGUCGUGAAGGAAGGUCAAGAAGACAAGGCUAAGGAACUCCACGCCUUGAGGAAGAACGAGCUUCGAGAGAUUCGUCGUAUGAGGAAGGGAGAGGUGAAAGAGUCAAACAACCUAGCAUCUAAGAUCCUACAGCAAAUGGAGCAGCUAGACAAGAGACAGGAUGCUGAGAAAGGGUCAUCUGUGAAGAAGUUUGACACGGAGAUUGAGCAACUGAACAGGCAACAGAAGCAGAACGUUGAGAAGCUAGAACUAGCUCAGGAGGCGGAACUAAAAACAUUCAAGAAGAAAAUCAAAUCAGAUCAGGACAAAGAAAUGAAGGUAUUCCGAGAUGGCAAGAAGAAGGCAGCGAAGGAGCUGAAGAACGCCAAGGGAGACCGGGAUGUGCUGAGGAAAAGAAGAGAGGAGUUUGAAGUCAAACAGCAGGAGGAAGAGAGAGAGUUUCUCUCCAGGCAAAAGAGGACGCUCGAAGCCGAGAUCGUCCAGAUCAACCAAGGUCACAGGCAACAGGUUGCCACGCUGGAACAUAAAUUUUUGGUGGAAAAACAUAAUAAACAGAGAGCGAGGGAGUCAGCAGUGUGGGAGAUGGAGGAGAAACACCUGAAAGAGAAGCAUCAAAUCUCAAAGAAUCAACUCAAAGAUAUGUUCUUUCUUCAGAGGCAUCAUCUCGUCCUCAGACAGGAGAAGGAGGUACAGCAGCUCAGGAACUAUUUUGAUCGUCAAGAAGAGGAGCUGAAUCAGAAGCACAUAAUAGACCAGAGGCAGUUACCACGGCGACUACGUAACGAGAUGAGGGCCAGGCUAGCGAUGUUCAAGAAGAGUCUGCAGAUCCACAAACCGAGCUACACAGCCGAGCAGGAACGAGAGAAACUUAAAGACUUUCAAGACAAAGAGAAUCUCCGCUUCAAGUCGGAGAUCGCCAAACAGAAGAGCAAACAUGAGAAGCAGCUACAUGAUCUAAGACAGAGCAACGCUGCCAUCAAUCAAGAAUUACUCAGCGAUCAUAACGAGAAGCGUAAGGUGCUAAUGGAACAGGAAACGGUCAAGGUCAAAGAUCGGGAUGAUUUCCAUGCUGACGAGGUCAAGAAAUGGAGGGAAAACCUGAGACCAAGAAAGAGAGAAUUGGAGGAGACAUUCCAGAGGGAGCUCGAGAAGCAAGGAGAGUUUUACUCCGGGAACAACGCAGAAGCCCCAUCAUCAGAUUCCAUGAAAUACAAGAGGAACAGUCUGAGUGUACUCUGAGCCCUCCCCUAUCUAUCCCUUACUACCUUCUUGUCUACCAACCAUAGCUAGUUGAUGUAUCCAGAGUUGCAACAGUGGAAGCCACAUCUGAUUUGUCAGGUCAAUCAGCAAGGCAGUUCCUUCCCAUAGACAUUUCACAUGGGAGGAAUCCGAUUGGUGCUCUGGGCCAUGACCAUACGUGUGAAAGCACUUGUCACAAUCGUCUACACUGAUGUCUUCACAUCUUUACUCUUAGGCAGUGACGAGUUGCAUUUGUCGUCGGUAGAAGUCACACCACAUUACUGUUCACAAUAUGUAAGUCAACUGAACUUGAUGUUAUAGAUAUCUCAACCCGCAAACUCCAGAUUAUUACUUACCUUAACAAGCAAGAGACGGAUGGAUGGCUUCAUUAUUGCCAUGUUGGGCUUACCUCAAGCAAGCAUGGUGGUUAUUGUGAACUUUUGAUAUGGCUUCGUAUUGCAUUCAUAUAAAAUAUUGCCAUGUUGGCUAACCUCAGGCAAGCAUGGUGGUCAUGAUGAACUUUAAAUACGACUUCAUAUUGUAUACAAUAUUGCCACUUGGAAUAACCUUGGGCAAGCACGAUGGUUAUGAACUUUUGACAUGGCUUCUUAUUGUAUACCUACUGUGUACAUAGUUGCCAUGUUGGGUUUACCUUGGACAAGUAUAUGGUUAUGAUGAGCUCCAAGAUCGAGAGAGAUACAAACGAUUUGACUGUUCUGGUGGGCUGUUACUUAUUGUUAACAUUUCCACAUUCAAUAAUGUUGUGGCUUGUUGGAGUAGAUGUGCAUUCUGCAGUUCACCUAGGAGCAUUGCUUGAUUAUUGAUGCCGCCGCACGUUUUGUUAUGCUGAAUGUAUUUAAAUAAGUGUUUGGUACCGCAAAGUCGUAAAAUAGCCUUAAAAACGGACAUACUGAAGCUUUUCGACAUGCACUCAUCGGAGAAAAAUUGCAUGAAUUACUUGAACGCUAGAGCAAAACAAUAUGCAUGUAUGAUAGAACCGAAAGAGACGACGGGCGCUAAACGGCGAGCUGUGAUUGGCUGUCAAGGUAAACAAUUUAGGCUUAGUACUAGCUGUAAAUUGAAGCGAAGCAACUAAAAUAACGCAAGGGUUCUUAUGAACUCUUUUUGGCGGCACAGAAUCGGGUCCGUUAGCUGGAUAUACGCUGCCUCUGCUUCUAGUUAUUCAUGCGAUUUUACUCCGAUGAGUGCAUGUCGAAAAGCUUCAGUAUGUCCGUUUUUAAGGCUAUUUUACGAUGAAUGUAUUUAAGUGAAGACAUCUCAUGAUGUCUCUUAAUUUAUUAGAUGUUUGUCUCAUCUGUCGCCGUUAAGGGGUGGAGACGGUCAAUGCAGUCUUGUAUUCAAAUACAUUCAAUGAAGGGAAAAUAUUUACUUUCCAAUUUUUUUAUGAUACAUUUCAACACAAUCGUAAAUAUUAUUGCCAAGCAUUGACUUCAAAAACUAAAUUGAUAAUGAUAUCUACCUUUUUUCAGAAGAUACUUAAUGUCAUGUGAAGAUAUUAUUUAGAUACUGAAAAUUACUAUGUUUCAUUUUACGCAGAAAACGUGUAAGGCAGAUGCAUUUUUUUUUCUGGCAUUCCCCUUAUAUUUUUUUGAAAUCUUUAUAGAACUUUAUAUUAUUAUAAGUGUCACUCAAAAUGUUUAAAAACUAUGUUUUACUUUGGGUCAUUAAAAAAAGUAAUUAAGAGUGUUGACAUGUUCUGCUAUUCCAUCUGCUAGUAAGAUAAGAUAUAAAAAAAAGUCAUCAGAGUUAUGUUGAAAACGUCAUAAAAAUAUGAUUUUUGUAGUAUUCCCAUAAGUUUAAUCUGCUGCAUUCAUGUAUAGUAGAAGCCCCAAAUUGGCUGUGACUGGAGUGGUAAAAAAUGUCUUCUUCCCAGACCAAAUUGUACUUACCUCAAUGAUGUUUAUUUUGCCUUGCUGUAUCAAUACACCAGGUGGGUGUUUCAUAAAGCUGUUCGUGAGUUAAGAACGACUUUAAGAACAACUGGUGAAUCUUUCUUGUGGUAAAUGGUAUAUGCCAAAAUGUCCAUUGAUGAUGGUUCAGCACGUAAGAAAGGUUCACCAGUCAUUCUUAAAACUAACAAAGAUUGAAGUGUGACUUCAAGUCAGUUGCAUGCAUUAUAAAAGGUGUCACCACAUUGGUCAAAUCAUGGUAGAGAACGCAUGCUACUGUGUAUUAAUCAAUAAGAUUGCGUGUUACAUAUUAUGGACGUUUCAACAUGUAUAAGCAUGACUAUAAAGUCACACUUAAUUCUUUCUGCCAGGACACAUACAUUUCUUUGAUGGCAUGUACAUGAAUGUGCAAGUUAUUUAGUGAGAACUUCUCGUGGCCUUCACCUAAAAUCCACACAUACGUGCCACUUAUCGCAUAUUAGAUUUUCAUCACUCGGUUAAUGAUGAAGAGUAUUCACCUACGACAUCUACUUAUUGCCAAAUGUUUAUAACAAUACCUUCCCCUUGAAAAUUUCAACAACAAAUGGAAGCCUCCGAUAUAUUUGUCUUCGAUCAACAUUUUGCCGAGUCUCAAAGCAUGCGUAAGCAAGUCUAUAAUAAGUGGAAUAUUUUUUCAACUUUUUUUCCCUUCAUUUUUCUGUAUUUUUGUCUUCGGAUUCAACUGGUCUUGUAAGCACUUGUGCUGUUUUUUAUUGAAACCAUUACUUGGUGGUGAAAUAUUUCUGUGUUAUCGUCUUCCCGUUUGAAAGCAAAUUGGCAAGUUGUAUGUCAGAUGAAGAAUAUGAAUAUAUAUGUUUUUUUUUUUAAAUGCUUAGUGCUUUCCCCCUUAGUAGCACGUCAUAAUCCCUCAGGUCUUUGUAUGAAAGUAUUAGUAUUCCUAUAAGGGCAUAUAUCAAUUUUAGUGUCUAAUAUUUGUACCUACUGUAUCUCUGUAUUCCUUAAUAUCGUUACAGGUGAGGUCAAGUUGUGGGUUAUUCUCUGGAGUGUGUUGUGAAGUCCUUGUUCAAUAACAAAUUUCUAAAUGUUGUUAGCUCUUGGUUUUCAAUUAAAACUAGGGGAUGACAAUGAUCAUGCCAAUUAUCAGAUCACAUAUUACAGCUCCCUUUGAUAACAGCAAUUUUCUUUUUUACUGAUAGUGAUAUUCUUAUAAUUUUCUUUAUUAAUGAGAGUAUUUCAAAGGAUAAAUUAUCUUCCUGGGUAGUUCUGCAACUCCAUUUCUUCUGUUUUGUUAGAUUCAAAUUAAUCUUGAAAAUAAUAUUUCUGAUACUUCCACAUUUAAAAUGUAGAUCCUAAAACACUGACUUUACUAAAUUUAUUGAAAAUAUAUUCCAUACGUUUGUAUGUUGGGCGGUCUUCCGUUUUAUUAGCUCAGAAUUGAGGCCUGUAUUCAAUCAAAAGACUUUCAAGAAAUAAGAUUUACUUAAAAUUUACUUACAUGCAAGGUUUUUGCUUGAAACAAAACAAUGUAUUUCAAAGUUGACAGCUGCAUGUCUUUAUGUUGAUGUAGUGGAAGCUUUAGGGUAUUCAUCAGUACAUUGACUAUAUGGGCUGCAUGACAGGAUUUUUUUCAUACUAAAAUAAUCACAUUGUUCUUCAAAUUGGCAACAGUGGUAAUAUUUAUAUAAUAUUUAUAUAACAGUGGUAAUAUUUAUAAAGCUUCUGAAAACAGUAAACACAGGAAAAAUUGUUUAAGGGACAAGUAUGACCCCCUUUUUAAUAUUUAAAUAAAAAUUCUGGAUAAGGAUUCCUUAGCAUGUUGCCAUUUUAAAGAGUUUUAAUGAUUAUUUUCUUUUUCAUUCAAAGAAGCCCCAUAUACAUCAACAUACCUUGGUGCUGGAUGUGAAGAUAUUUGCCCAUUUCGCUCACGAGUUUGGCAUAAUUCAAACUCUUUGAAUCAAAAGCUUUUCAUGCAUACAAAACAGUGAAUUAUACCAUCGUUGUCAAGAUUUUUGUUCACAUAAUAUUUCAAUAUUUGUGAUUUCCUGUUCUUUUUUUUCAUCCAUAUCAUUGCAUUUCACAAACAAUUAUUUGCAGUAAAAUGAAACUUUGUGAAAAGGGGAAGUUAGAAUGGCUGCAUUUUUAAAAGGCAGAAUUGGAAACAGGUUUAUGUUAAAUUCAAUAGUUUUACUGAGUAAUUCUUACUUUUCUGUGCUUGGUACUCGUUCAGUUAAAUACUUCUUAAAUCUUACAAUCUUCACAUAGAACCUGUGUUCUUUUAUAUUUCCUAGGAAAAAGGGGUUGCCCCACAAGCCUCUCAUGAUAAUGAAUGUUGUGGCACAUGGAAUAUGAAACACAUGGAUUGAAAAAUAGCCCUUAUUCCUGUUAACUUAGAAAAUAUGAUCAAUUAUAAAAUUGAUAACAAUCAUGACACUGUGACCAAAAAAGUGAUUAAGAAAUGCUAUUAAUCAUAUUUUAUUUAAUUUCUUCAUGCAACGGCCACAUAUCUGAUUUGCCUGGCAUUUUCUUUAAGCUAGAAGUGUGUAGUCUGUUUCAGAAUAUGAAUAAUCCAACGUUACAUUUAUUCAAGCUUCACACGAACAGUACUGUGUAUAGUAUAUAUAUACUGGACAAAAUUUAUUUGUGAUGUUAUCAUUUCUCGGGUUGUCAAAAUAUAGGAAAUGUUUUGACAUUUUUGUUUUUUUUUCCUUUUAAUAUUUAUCAUUAAAUAUUUUCCAAGCUAUUUUAUGUUAAACUCUACCAUGAAUGUUAAUCAAAAUUAAUUAAAAUCAUUUUUAUGUUUGAUAAUGCAUUAUGAUGUAAUUGGAUGAACAAGUCUUUUUUUGUAUGCCCCUUUUCUAAAAGAAAUUACCCUGAAGUUUGAAUCGAUGUGUUGACAUAGAUAUUUAAAUGAAAUAAAACUACUUACUCAGUAUUUGUAACAGAUGAGAAUGUACUUAACUAAU
Messenger RNA from Lytechinus pictus (painted urchin), 8603 nucleotides. Its product is annotated as STE20-like serine/threonine-protein kinase. Gene Ontology annotation, molecular function: ATP binding; protein serine/threonine kinase activity. Gene Ontology annotation, biological process: protein phosphorylation. Lineage: Eukaryota; Metazoa; Echinodermata; Echinoidea; Temnopleuroida; Toxopneustidae. The transcript is spliced from 14 exons. The record is from RefSeq and is a predicted model, not a curated record. Bases 1271 to 3730 code for a protein of 819 amino acids.